AUGGGGACAGAGACAGGCCAGGACCUGAUGGUGCCCGAUGGGCCCCUUGACUUUGCUGGCUCGAGUCCAGCCAAUGUGGGCUUCACCUGCACCUUCUGGAUCUCCAUUGUGCUCCUGCUGCCACUCAAGUCCUGUCUAGGUCCUGCCACCCUGCAACAUGAAGGGACCCUGCCCCAUGAGUGGACUAUGCCCCACGAGGAGAAAGUGAGAAAAACAGUGAGAAAGAGACUCUCAGAAACUCAAAGCAUGGAGAAAACUAAAGUAAAAUAAAAAUAUCUUCAGCAGGCCAGGAGAAGAGAAGAAAUACUAGCUUUCCUGAGGAAACAGAGGGAAGAAAGGAUUGCAAAAGAGCUGAUUUCACAUCCACAUAAAACAAAGAUCAAAACUGAUCAAGUAAUCAGGUGGAAGGUGUCUGAAGCUGACCUUAUGGAUCAAGAAGCAGUAAAGGCCCAUAAAGAGUUCAGCUAA
Egretta garzetta (little egret) is the source of this 468-nucleotide messenger RNA. It is a transcript of the gene HOATZ, whose product is annotated as HOATZ cilia and flagella associated protein. NCBI's taxonomy places the organism in Eukaryota, Metazoa, Chordata, Aves, Pelecaniformes, Ardeidae. The transcript is spliced from 5 exons. Gene Ontology annotation, biological process: cilium assembly. The record is from RefSeq and is a predicted model, not a curated record.